Molecule: messenger RNA, 769 nt
Organism: Aedes aegypti (yellow fever mosquito)
Lineage: Eukaryota; Metazoa; Arthropoda; Insecta; Diptera; Culicidae
Gene: tsu
Product: RNA-binding protein 8A
Exons: 1
Coding region: 160-657 (165 amino acids)
Biological process (GO): RNA splicing
Cellular component (GO): exon-exon junction complex; cytoplasm; nucleus
Molecular function (GO): mRNA binding
Source: RefSeq, a predicted model, not a curated record
AAUCACGUCCGUCAAAAAAUCAAGUCCACUCCGCCGCCGGACAGCGAAUCUGCGUGAAAGUUUGCAAACAUCAGUGAAAAGAACACGCAGCCGAAGUAAAAAAGUGAAAUUUUGUCCCUAUUUCCCAUCAAAUAUCAGCCAGAAGUACCUACAAACGCAAUGGCCGACGUGCUCGACAUCUACAACCACGAAGAAUUCGAAGUGGACGAAGACGGAGACCAGGGCAUCGCCCGGCUCAAGGAAAAGGCCCGCAAGCGAAAGGGACGCGGAUUUGGCAACGAAAGCAUUCCGCGCGAGGCCAUCGACUACGAACGGCUGCAGGACGACGAGGAAGAGGCCGAACCCGGUCCGCAACGUUCCGUCGAGGGUUGGAUCCUGUUUGUGACGUCGAUUCACGAGGAAGCCCAGGAGGACGACAUACAGGAGAAGUUCUGCGAGUUUGGCGACAUCAAGAACAUACAUCUGAAUUUGGAUCGUCGAACCGGGUUCUUGAAGGGCUAUGCUCUGGUUGAGUACGAAACCUACAAGCAAGCGUUAGCGGCCAAGGAAGCCCUGAACGCAUCUGAGAUUCUGGGACAGACCAUCGCCGUUGAUUGGUGCUUUGUGAAGGGACCCAAGAAGCUGAAGAAAUCCUCCGGGGAGCGCAGGCGAAGAUAAAUUGAAGCGCGAGUAAUAUUCAACUUUAUUAAUUUAAUAACCGACUCCCAGAAUAAUUUGUAUUUAACAGGAAAUAUGUAAUAAACUGAGCAUUACACACUAAUCUUCACAA